This is a messenger RNA of Spodoptera frugiperda (fall armyworm), 1064 nucleotides long. RefSeq names its product protein transport protein SEC24-like. Bases 138 to 992 code for a protein of 284 amino acids. The record is from RefSeq and is a predicted model, not a curated record. The transcript is spliced from 2 exons. NCBI's taxonomy places the organism in Eukaryota, Metazoa, Arthropoda, Insecta, Lepidoptera, Noctuidae.
GGAUGAUGUUCUCAUGUUCACUCGGGAGAUGAACGCGUGUGCAGAGUUUAAACGAUUUAGUGCCGCCGUGCCGCGGGUUAGGACUGUGCAAUUAAAAGAUCGGGAUAAUUACAGGACAAACAGCUAAAUCAUGGAUUAUGGUUCUUGGAGUCGCAGCUGUAGCGUACAGCAUGCCGAGUAACUCCCAAGGUAAAAACUUGAUCACAGGCGUCUUCAUCCCAUCUGAUGCCUUCCAAGACCUGCAGGACCGAGCCAACGCCAACUCUCCACAACAGGUUGUUCAAAGUCAGCCCAGCUACCAACCGAUUGCUUCGAACCAGCCACAGUACCAGCCCGUGAACACAAACCAACCGAGCUACCAACCUGUCACCUCCAACCAGCCGCAGUACCAGCCAGUCAACACGAACCAACCUGCCUACCAGCCAGUCAACACGAACCAACCACAAUACCAAUCGUACCCGGUUCAGAACCAACCAACAGUGCUGACUAACCAGCCUACUCAAGUCCAACAACCAACAAACAGUCAGCCAUUGUUGGUCCAGGAACGAAUGGGCAACGAUGCACCAGUUUUGACCAACCAGCCUUUGAGUAACAGCCAACCAUUAAACGUGCAACCUGUAAUCUCCAACCAACCUAAUGUGGUGUACACCCAAGAGCCAUUAUCGGCAAACAGUGACUCGAACCAACCGAUUAUGGUGAUGACUAAUCAACCAAACGGACAAGGCAAUCCGUCCAUAUUGUUCGUUCAACAACCAUCGGCCGCUUCCAAUGCACCAAUUUACGUUCAGCAGCAACCGAACCAACAACCUGCUCAAGUGAUCUUCGCCAGCAAUCCUUCGAAUGGGAACCAGCUACAAGGAACUGGCUCCGCAGUGUACACUCUGAUACCUCUGAAUACACAGAACGCUGUAAACAGUAAUCCGGGAGGCUCUUACCUAAUCCCUGUACAGCCGAGCAAUUCCAACCCGAUCAUAUUGAGCACAGGAAACUAGGAAUGUUAUAGUCGUUUUAUUAUCGUAGGUAAUAUUUAUUUGCAAUAAAUAGCUAAUUUAAUUAAUUGUGAA